Molecule: messenger RNA, 2081 nt
Organism: Suillus discolor
Lineage: Eukaryota; Fungi; Basidiomycota; Agaricomycetes; Boletales; Suillaceae
Product: glycoside hydrolase family 16 protein
Exons: 10
Coding region: 1-1782 (593 amino acids)
Biological process (GO): carbohydrate metabolic process
Molecular function (GO): hydrolase activity, hydrolyzing O-glycosyl compounds
Source: RefSeq, a predicted model, not a curated record
AUGGCUUCACCCCGUCCUUUCUUUCUGACUCCUUCAAGUUCAGAUGACCAUUCAUCACAGGAAGACUCUCCAGACUCACCAAGACCAAGAAUAAGCAAAAGGCGUCAAGACCCUCCCCCUUCCGCCUUCACCUUCCCCUUCGCUGACCCCGCAAGAAGGUCUCUCGACGGUAGCUUUUUCGAGACACCACGUCUGCCAUCAGCAGAAUCUCCCUACAAAUCAUUCAACCGUUCUUACUCUUUGGCGAACCUACAUCGCUCACCAGAUUUACAACUCCCAAGAGCAAGCAGCGCGACAACAAUUUUCAGAUCACCUUUCCUAUCCCCCGCUUCACGUCCAUCAACCAUAUGGUCCCCUCCACCCGUAUCAGCUAAUCCUUCUGUCGUCGCACUCCCCCUCACACAGAAGAAACCAAUUCAAUCAACCCGCCUCAAAGCAAAACUCACCAAAGACGAUAAACCAUGGCUCGCAAAGAAACGUCGUUGCGAAUCAGGAAGCUGGUGGCUCACCUUUUUUGCUGCCCUCCUGGGCGUCCUUAUAGCAGCUGCACUCUGCUUCAGAGGUUGGGAAUCCGUAGACCUCCUCUCAGACAGUCAACUCUGUCUCGUCAUGCAAGACGACUUUGACAGUUCUAUCGACCCCAAUAAUUGGAGUUAUGACAUCGAGCUCGGUGGUUUCGGCAACGGUGAAUUUGAAAUGACAACCGACGAUCCCUCCAACGUCUACAUCUCAAAUGGUCAACUCUACAUCAUGCCCACACUCACGAGCGACUCCAUCGACGGCGGCUGGGAUUCAGUCAUGUCUGGAGCCACCUAUCCGCUUCCAGACUGUACAGCUCAAGGCGGAGGCUCCGGUAAUUCCACAACUACCGGUUCAAGCAAUUCUACUACCAGCAGUAAUUCCACCUCCUCCUCCAGCAACCCAUGCACAGCUGUUUCAAAUAAUCAGAGCGGCACUGUCAUCAACCCUGUCAGGAGCGGUCGUCUUAAUACCCGUGGAAAACAAACUAUCAAGUAUGGCCGUGUCGAGGUCCGCGCAAAACUGCCUCAGGGAGACUGGUUGUGGCCCGCUAUUUGGAUGCUUCCUCAGGGUAACGAUACAAGCUCGAGCACAGGUCAGGGAACGGGAGUUUAUGGCGCGUGGCCCGUCAGCGGCGAGAUCGAUAUCAUGGAAGCCCGCGGCAACCUUCCUUCAUAUCCCGCUCAAGGUUCGAACUAUGUCCGCUCGUCCCUGAAUUAUGGGCCGUUUGCGGGUGGCUCUACGCCCAUCUCUACCGGUGAGCGUUUAUUCCUGAGCAUCUACGGCUGGGUAAGCACCAAACGCGGGAAUUUUGCCGACGGGUUCCACGUUUAUGCGUUUGAGUGGACCAGCGAGUGGAUGAGGUUUUAUACGGAUGAUCGGCUGCAGGCAAUGAUCAACCUAAAAAUAUCCUCCAAAUCCUCCGAUUCCUAUUUCUUCAAUACAGGUGGAUUCCCAGGUGUAGCUAUGAACGCGUCGAGUGGAAAGGAAGUGGUCGUCUCAGAUCCGUGGAGUACGGCAUAUGGGGGGAGUGCUGCUGCCCCUUUCGAUCAGGAAUUCUAUCUUGUGAUCGAUCUGGCGGUCGGCGGGACGAGUGGGUGGUUCCCAGAUAGUGUAGGUGGGAAGCCGUGGUAUGAUGGAUCUGCUACUGCGAUGCGCGAUUUCGCAAGUAAGUACGAGGAGUGGACCGCUACGUGGCCUCCGAAUCCGGAUGAGCGUGCGUUUAGGAUUGAUUAUGUGAAGAUGUGGAACCUCUGCAGGUGAUGGUGACUUGUUGGCGUAAUGGUACCAAGAUUGAUCCAGAUGGACUGAUAUUUUUAAUUACAACGGUACGUGCCAUGGAGAUGGACACGGACUACGUCUCCUCGUAGUCUUCGUAUCUUAGAUUCUGGCUUUGACCCGACUGCGUCGUCGUACGCUCGUUACGCUCAUUUGUUUUUUUCUUGUUGUUGUUGUCGUCGUUGUUGUUUUAGUCCUCGAAGCUUGUAUUGAAGCUUUCAUUGUUACAAUUGGCACUAGCAUCGACGUGGCGAUGAUAAUAUUAUGCAUACUUCUUAUUGCAA